This is a messenger RNA of Mesocricetus auratus (golden hamster), 1055 nucleotides long. It is a transcript of the gene Denr, whose product is annotated as density regulated re-initiation and release factor. Gene Ontology annotation, biological process: translation reinitiation; formation of translation preinitiation complex. The transcript has 8 exons. The record is from RefSeq and is a predicted model, not a curated record. Gene Ontology annotation, molecular function: mRNA binding; translation initiation factor activity. NCBI's taxonomy places the organism in Eukaryota, Metazoa, Chordata, Mammalia, Rodentia, Cricetidae. Bases 167 to 763 code for a protein of 198 amino acids.
CCGGCUAGCGGCUGCCGGGAUCUCGCGAUAAAGGCCUAUUGUCUCGCGCGAGCGUGCCUCCAGACGGCUUUCGGGCUGCUGUGGCCGGGGAAGAAGAGUUGCAUGUGUCGCUUCAGCUGGCGGGAGCGGAGGCGGCGGGGGCUGUGCGACCGGCUGGGUCUGUGAGAUGGCUACUGACAUUUCUGAAUCCAGUGGCGCUGAUUGCAAAGGCGAUACGAGGAACAGUGCCAAGUUAGAUUCGGAAUACCCUCUGCGAGUCCUUUAUUGUGGAGUCUGUUCAUUACCAACAGAGUACUGUGAAUAUAUGCCUGAUGUUGCUAAAUGUAGACAAUGGCUAGAGAAGAAUUUUCCAAAUGAGUUUGCAAAACUGACUGUAGAAAAUUCACCCAAACCAGAAGCUGGAAUUAGUGAAGGUCAAGGACCAGUAGGGGAAGAGGAGGAGAAGAAAAAACAAAAGAGAGGUGGAAGAGGUCAAAUAAAACAGAAGAAGAAGACAGUACCACAGAAGGUCACCAUAGCCAAAAUUCCUAGAGCAAAGAAGAAAUAUGUGACGAGAGUAUGUGGCCUUGCAACUUUUGAAAUUGAUCUCAAAGAAGCACAAAGAUUUUUUGCUCAGAAAUUCUCCUGCGGUGCCUCAGUGACAGGGGAGGAUGAGAUCAUCAUUCAGGGAGACUUCACAGAUGACAUAAUCGAUGUCAUCCAGGAAAAGUGGCCAGAGGUGGAUGAUGACAGCAUCGAAGACCUUGGAGAAGUGAAGAAGUGAGUCUGGAGUCACGUGUUUCUGAGCUGACCUGAGAGUUGACACGGCCAACAGAGGAGAGGCCUUUCAGAAAUAUAUACAUGUGUAUAUAUGUAUAUCCUACAGUAAAGCUGUAGACUCCUCAUCCUUGGCGUUCAUUGUUCUGUACAAGGCUGCUUGGUUGGUUUGUUUGGUUUGUUGUUUUUGUUUUGUUUUUUUAUUGCCAAAGUCUGAUACACAAAAGAGAGAGAGAAAGACUGUCAUGCUUAUGCAUGAAUCUGAAUUUAGUCAAAUAAAACAUUUUGGUCAUUUGGUA